Molecule: messenger RNA, 2560 nt
Organism: Amborella trichopoda
Lineage: Eukaryota; Viridiplantae; Streptophyta; Magnoliopsida; Amborellales; Amborellaceae
Product: cytochrome P450 81Q32
Molecular function (GO): oxidoreductase activity, acting on paired donors, with incorporation or reduction of molecular oxygen; iron ion binding; monooxygenase activity
Source: RefSeq, a predicted model, not a curated record
GUUAACAUGAGGCACUAUUUCUUAUACAUUUCUUGCUUUUAACUUUCAAAGUUUUUUUUUUUUGUCUUUUGAGAAGUUCUUUGUUCUGGUAAUCCAAGUUGGGUUUUUUUUGCAUGUAUAAAUUGAUUUUGUUUUUCUUGUUAAUUAGGACUUUUUAAAGACAGAUGAUGCAGUGUUGUUUGUGUUUGGUUCCUAUUGUACUGGUUCUUGGUUGAAUUAUUUUCUCACAACUUUCUGGCUCGAUCUUAUUUUUUCCAAAUAGUUUAUUUUCCUAGAAUAAGCUUGUUUUAGCUUUAUAAUUUCAGUUUGGGGAUCUUCAAUUUCCAAGGAUUUACACUGAAAAUCUAUUGGUGCAGUGCUUUUUUGGUUUUGUUCUUCUUCUUUUUUUGCCAUUUGUCUCUGAAGUAUAUCGAUAGUUCAUGAGCUUAUAGUCCUUUGUGAAUUUUCUGUACAAGUUCUGCAAAAUUUGAUCCAUUAAGGAACUGACCCACUAAACUCAAAGAGCUGAAAUUUUCAGUUGUACUUUGUUCCUUGCUGGUUCCCCACAAGUAUUGAUAAAAAAAAAAUUCUGGUUUUUGCUUGUUAGAUCUGCGAGUUUCUAAAUUGAUCUUAUUUGGUAAUCUCAUAUCAAUGAGAUUUCUAUGGGUAAUUUCGUAUUAAGUAAGAUCUACUUGUAUCUUUGAUCAUUUAAAACCCAUUAUUCUAAGUGAACUUUUCAAGAGGGAAAACAGGAAGGAAAGAAAAAUAAUCCAUCUUUAUCUGAAUAUGUAAAAGGUAGUAGACCCAAUUCCUCCUCCUUUUUCUUUUUUUUUGUUGAGAGUAACACCCAAAAGUCCCUGAAAAAAGAAGACAUGGACCUUGUCUGGAUUCUAGCUUUCUUCUCAUUCUUGGCUGCUUUCUAUGUACUAAAAAGCAAGAUAUCUAAUGUUAAUCUCCCUCCUGGACCUCCCUCCCUGCCUUUUAUUGGGCAUUUUCACAUCCUAAAGUUCCCACUUCAUAGAGCAUUGUCUCAUCUCUCUAAGAAAUAUGGCCCUAUUAUUAGCCUUAGGUUUGGAAUGAAACCUGUUGUGGUUGUCUCCUCACCCAGUCUUGCAAAAGAAUGCUUCACCACAAAUGACAUCGCCUUCGCAUCUAGGCCUAGAACAGCUGUUGGGAAAUACCUUGGCUAUGACUACUUAUCAGUUGUUUGGGCCCCAUAUGGUGAUCACUGGCGAACAUUGCGAAAAAUUCAAACGCUUGGGCUUCUAUCCUCGACGAAAAUUGAGAUGUUUGCGAAUGUUCGUCGAGAACAAGUUGCUGCGCUUUUCCAAAGUCUGCUUGAGUCUUCGGAUGAAGGAGAGGUGGUGAACAUGAAGGAUAAGAUCACUGAGACUAUCUUUAGUGUAAUUAUUAAGAUCGUGGCCAACAGAAGUUAUUAUGGGUGUAGGGUUGAGGAUCAAGAGGCGGCAAAGGAAUUCAGAGAAGUGAUCGAUGAGACAUCUGUGGUGAUGCGGAAGUUGAAUUUGGGUGAUUAUAUUCCAUUCCUUAGGUGGAUUGACCUUCAGGGGAUUACCAGGUUAAUGAAAGUGUUGCAGAGGAAGAGAGAUAGGAUUCUGCAGGGGAUUGUGGAAGAGCAUAAGAAAUCGAGGAGCAGUGGAGGCGGCCAGUUGAAGCCAGAUUUUGUUCACAUGUUGCUUGAUAUGAAAGAGAAGGAUCCCGAGUAUUUCACUGAUGAUUUGAUCAAGAGUACAAUUGUGGUUAUGAUUGCAGCGGGAACAGAGUCCACGGCUGUCACCAUAGAAUGUGCACUGGCUCUCCUCCUCAACCAUCCUGAAGCCCUUCAAAAAGCUCAAACUGAGCUUGACCAACAAGUUGGAAGGGAGCGAUUAGUCGAAGAAUCUGACUUGCCCAAGCUUGAGUACCUUCAAGCCAUUAUCUAUGAGACACUACGCUUACAUCCUCCCGGCCCCAUUCUUGUACCACACGAGUCCGACGCAAAGUGCAACCUAGGUGGCUAUACUGUUCCCAAAGGCACCAUGCUUUUGGUGAAUGCAUGGCACAUACAUAGGGACCCUGACUUGUGGCCCGAGCCUUUGAGUUUCAAACCUGAGAGGUUUAUAGAGAGUGGCAUUGAUGUGAAGGGUCAAGAUUUUCGAGUGAUCCCAUUCGGUUCGGGGAGGAGGAGCUGCCCUGGCAUAGGUUUGGCCUUGAGGUCGGUGGAGUAUGUGCUCGCGAGUUUGUUGCAUGCUUUUGAGUGGAGGAAAGAGGGUACUGAGCUGCUCGAUAUGUUAGAGGGUGUAGGCCUCAAGGCCAUGCCUUUGAAGGCAUUUGCAACUCCUCGUCUCUCGCGUCAGUUGUACCCUAUUGCAUGAUAUACAUGGGGUUGUAUUGGAUUCAUGUAUUUAGACACAUGAGAGAGAGAAAGAGAGAGUAUUGAGAGAGAGUGUCUUUGAGAUGUGUAUGUCAUAUCUAUGAUGUAGCUUAAAUAGAUGCACCAGUUAUCUAUUGGAAAUGUAUGGAUAUGUACUGCCUUGUAUCAUAAGGUAUUGGAAAGGUAUGCAGUAAAUAGCUUUCGUAUUAA